UAACAAAAGUUAAUUUUUGAGUCUUUGGGGCUUCCUGCAGGUAACUGAGGGCACUGGCCUCAUUUCCAUGGUAACAGCCUGAAUGUCAUGACUGAGUAAGAAGAGGACAUUUCCAGAAUGAUCUCAGUGUGUAUGUGAUACUGUAGGAUGAGCUAUUUUAGACUCUCAGUGUGUGUUAUGUGAGCCGCAGCUGGUUCAGCACAUGUUUGGAGGUAUUUUUGAACUCUGUGAUGUCAGAGGUGGGCGUGAUUUGGUACCCGCUGACCCUCCUCUCUCCCCUGGUCAGGACAGAGCGAGAUGUGUCCUCCUGGUCCUCGGAGUGCCUCCAUCGGUUGCUGCUCGGUGUGCAGGUGGAGGGACCUGAGGGUGUCUGCCAUCUGACCGAAGUCACUAAGCUGGAGGGAGAAGCUUCCAUCAAUAACCGCAAAGGGAAGCUUUUCUACUUCUACGAGUGGCAGCUGAGACUCAGCUGGCUGGGGAUGUCCUGCAGGGGAGUGAAGUUCAGAGGAACUAUUGAUGUGUCCAACCUGUCUGACGAAAAUGACGAGGACGACCUGGAUAUCUGCGUGGCUCUCUGUAAAGACCAGCCCAACACACCUCUCCUGGACCUCAUGAAGACCUCCGGCAUCCAGGAGUAUCGCAGGGUUCUGGGCAAGUAUGUCCGGCGGCUCAAAUCAGAGUUUGGUCAGGGAAUGAUUCUUCCCACCACCAACGCACUGAAGCAGCAUUCAUCUGUGUCGACCAAGAAGAAUGGGGUUAAGACCAAUAAAACCCAAAUUAGCCCCGCCCCCAAGUGGUCCUCCAGUACCGCCCCCUGUCCCACAGGUGAUCGUAACCAAACCUGCAGUUUCGAUCUGAAAGAAACAUUCCAGACCAACGCUCAUGAACUCUACAGGACAUUCAUCAGCCAAGAGUUCAUGCAGGUAUUCACACGCUCAUCAGCGUUGGUGGACAGUUGCUGUGGGGGGAAAUUCCAGUUGCUGGACGGGAGCAUCAGUGGACAGUUCACACAGCUGGUGCCAGACAAGAGGAUUGACAUGAAGUGGCGGUUCAGGACAUGGCCCAGCAACCACCAUGCCUCCGUGAGCCUAGAGCUGGAUGAUCGAGGAGACGACACAGAACUGAGGUUGGAGUGCCGAGGAGUCCCUUUAGGAGAAGAGGACUCCACCAGAGAGGGCUGGAUCCGCUUCUACUUCCGGGCCAUCAAGCAGACAUUUGGAUACUGAGAGACUCCAAACCCUGGAACUCAUCUGACAGACCGAGAGGAGGUGGUGGUUAGAAUGAACUGUUAAAGGAACAGUAACACAAUUCCUGUAUCAAGGAGGCACCAUGUGACUCCCAGACUAAAAGGAACAAUGUACCCAAGAGGUUCCAAUCAAAGACUUUAAAAUCUUCUUUUAAGCUUUGACUUGGGAUGUUAAUAAACAACUUCUCUCCACUCUGUGUUUGUCCUGCUGCUGUCAACAUGGUGCAACAUUUUAACGUCAAUCAUGCAUGCAGUACAGUUCCUUCUGUUUUUUCUCUUUAGUUUAACUUUUUCUUACUUAUUUCUUUGUCCUUUACUUUGUACUUAGAGUGUUCGUCUGUUUUAAUAGCUUUCCUUUCAAUCAUGUGAAUUGCGAGAGUUUUGGUUCUGCUUGUGACCGCGCAAGUGUUACUUUUAUUGAGGAAUGGGACCGUGGCACAGCUCCUACACACAGCACGGAUGGUUUACUCCAGAGAUCAGCUGAUCGCCCUGAUGCCAGCCAGCUUUUCAGUCCUCAGACCCACAGAAGUACCAGCUGAAAUCUGGAGGAAAACACACUGAGGAUGCAGAGAUGGAGGACAGAAGAAGAGAAAGAAGGAGACAGCAAGGCUCAAAGAGAGAAGAAGAUGCAAACCGUGUCUGCCACCUAUUAUAAUCAGGAGUGUUCGGUCACUAGCAAACAAGAUGGAUGAUGUAAAAGCGCUAGCACAGAGUCAGAGGGAGUACUGGGAGUGUAGCUUGAUGUGUUUCAUUGAAUCAGGGAAGCACCAGGAUAUUCCCGAUGACAACGCAUCCGUGAAUGGCUUCCACACUGUUUGGGCUGACCGGGACAGUGCAGCGAGUGGGUAACCCUGCUCACAUAACAAUCAAAGAACAGAUUUGUUGUCCGGACAUUGAACUGUGCGCUGUUGGACUCAGGUCGUAUUAUUUGCACAGGGAAUUUACCCUUCUGAACUUGGAGCCUGUUUACAUUCCCUCUGCCAACCCCACAGCUGCGUCUGACACUAUCCGCUCUGCCAUAGCCCAGUUACAGACUUAGCACCUGAGUGCCUUCAUUGCAAUCUUGGGGAACUUCAACCAUGUGGGUGGCUGUAGCUCAGGUGGUAGAGCAGGUCAUCUACUGAUUGGAAGGUUGGUGGUUCGAUUCCCGGCUUCCCCUAGUCUGCAUGCCAAAUAUCCUUGGUUCACCCCGGAGGACUACCGGAGGCAAUUUCGGGCUAGUCAGAUGUCAGCGGGGGAGCAGCCGUUCACUUGGGCUCGACAGCUGGAGGACACGGCGGCGAGCUGGCUGUGUCCGGGGCCAACACUGGCGGAGGACCAACCUGCCGGCAGGACCGCCGCCGGUACUGCGGGCAGGGGGGGGGCCCUCAGAGCGUCAGCUGCUGUUGUCUGCAGCUCAGGGGAGGGGAGGCGAGAUCAGCAGGACGGAGAGAGGCAUGUCGCAUCCCAUUUUGGGCACAGUUCCACAGCUUACUGGGGUAAUAAACUGGGUGAAAUCGCAACCAGUUAAUUUGUGUAAUGUUUGCCCGGCACUUAGCAGUGACACUGGGUCGACUGAUACUGAUUCUGGGGGGGAGGAGGUGGCGGGAACCUCUACAGAGGCCCCACUGCCUCCGGUUAUGCACCUCACAGAAGAUUUUUCCCUAGAGCAGUCUCGGGAUGACACCCUACGCUCAGCCUAUGAUCAGGUGAUAGAUAUUGAUGGUCUGCUGGUGCACCCUGAAGCCUCGCGGACUUACACCCAUUUCCAGUUACGGAACGAUCGGCUUUAUCGAGUGAGUCUUGACACUCGCACGAAUGAGAUCUGCACCCACAACCCAGUUGUUGGUGCCACAAAGCCGCCGGGAAACAUUUUCCAGGCGGCUUAUUCAAACCCCAUGGCAGGGCAUUUAGGAUGCAAGAAAACUCUGGAGCGCAUAAUGGCCUAAUUCUAUUGGCCGGGUAUUUGGGCCGAUGUGCGCCGCUGGUGGUGCCCAGAAUGCCAGCUGGUUAACCACCCAGUCAUUCCAAAGGAAUGCGCCCAUUACCGUUGAUGGAGAUGCCGUUUGAGCGCAUUGGUAUGGAUAUCUUCGGGCCAUUCCACCGGAGUGCACGCGGCUAUCGCUUUGUGUUGGUGCUGGUGGUUUAUGCAACGUGAUACCCGUAAGCAGUACUGCUGCACACCAUUUCAGCAAAGAGUGUGGCCCAGGCAUUGUCUUGCGAGUCGGUAUUCCGAAAGAAAUGCUGACUGACCAGACCACGUCGUUCAUGUCUCGCACUCUGAGGGAGCUAUACAAAUUACUGGACAUUAAAUCUAUUCGGACCAGUGUCUAAUACCCUCAGACUGAUGGAGCGGCUGAAAAAGACUUUAAAGUCCAUGAUUCUUAAGUUUAUUCACGAGGAUGAACGAAAUUGGGAUCAGUGGCUAGACCCCAGGCCUCCAUGGGAUUUUCUCCCUUUGAGUUACUGUAUGGCAGGUAGCCGCAAGGGGUGCUCGACUUGAUUCAAGACAACUGGGAGGAAGGGUCGAGCCCCGCAAAGAAUAAAAUUCAAUACGUGCUGGGCCUGAGAGCAAAGCUGCACAGGUUGGGGUGGUUAUCACGGGAGAAUUUACUCCAGGCCCAGCAACAUCAGCAAAGCUUGUACAACAGAGGGGCUAGGCUCAGGCAAUUUUCACCAGGAGACAAAGUGCUUGUAUUACUACCAUUCUCCAGCUCGCCAAGUGACGAGGGCCCUUUGUGGUCACACAGCGAGUGGGGUCGUUGACUAUGAGGUUGACCAGUCAGACAGGAGAGGAGCGACGCAAAUUUACCACCCCAACCUCCUUAAAGCAUGGAGGGAGGCUGAAACCACUGCUCUGUUGAGCCUGGUUAAGGAGAGAGAUGAGUGUGGGCCGGAGGUGCCAAAUUCCACCAUCCCCGCCUCCCUCCAUUGUGAUGACCACUCACACAGGCCCAGAGAGCAGAUGUUGCUGCACUGCAACAGCGCUUUGCUGAUGUGUUCUCCCCCUGCCCGGUCGAACGUCUCUCAUAGAGCACCAUAUUGAGACACAGCCUGGCAUGACAGUGGGUUCAUGGCCCUACAGGCUCCUGGAGCAGAAAAGACAAAUUGCUGAAUUGCAGAAUUGAACAAUAUGCUGAGGCUAAAAAGUAGCCCCAUAGUUAUAUGAUAUAUAAGAUAUAUGCCCAUAGUUCUUGUGGUGAAGAAAGAUGGGUCUAUACGGUUCUGUGUGGACUACCGCAAGGUGAAUGAGGUGUCACGUUCGAUGUGUACCCAAUGCCCCAGGUCGACGAUCUCCUGGACUGGUUGGGCACUGCUUGUUUUUUCACGAUGCUGGAUUUAAACAAGGGCUACUGGCAGCUUCCCUUGUCUGCAGAGCAAUCUUCCCUCUAAGCUGCACGCGUGUGCAAUCGCACACUGCUGGCACGGUCUCUGCUCACAGAAAAUCU
This is a messenger RNA of Haplochromis burtoni (Burton's mouthbrooder), 4674 nucleotides long. Its product is annotated as activator of 90 kDa heat shock protein ATPase homolog 1. Gene Ontology annotation, molecular function: ATPase activator activity; protein-folding chaperone binding. The transcript is spliced from 8 exons. NCBI's taxonomy places the organism in Eukaryota, Metazoa, Chordata, Actinopteri, Cichliformes, Cichlidae. The record is from RefSeq and is a predicted model, not a curated record. Gene Ontology annotation, biological process: protein folding; positive regulation of ATP-dependent activity. Gene Ontology annotation, cellular component: cytosol. Bases 231 to 1226 code for a protein of 331 amino acids.